This is a messenger RNA of Scophthalmus maximus (turbot), 2096 nucleotides long. RefSeq lists its product as uncharacterized. Lineage: Eukaryota; Metazoa; Chordata; Actinopteri; Pleuronectiformes; Scophthalmidae. The transcript has 7 exons. The coding region runs from base 879 to 1979 and encodes 366 amino acids. The record is from RefSeq and is a predicted model, not a curated record. Gene Ontology annotation, biological process: response to bacterium.
GAAGACACUGCGGCAGAACGGAUCUCUGAGAUGAAAAUCUCUAAACCUCUGUAGGUAAAGCAAAAACUGCACCAUAAAUAGGGCACACAUUUGAGGAACCACGUCACAUCCUGCAAACUCAAGAUCCGAUUUUUUUUUUGCGGACAGCAACUCAACGAAAAUUGCGAUGGCACCCCGUCAGAUUUAUGAAAACGGUUUAAAGAUAUUAGAGAAAUAAAUGAAGAUGACUUUAUAUAAAUAUGCAAAUGUGAAAAAAAUAUGAAAACUAUAGACUUUCAAAGGGAUAAAAUGAAAUAGGUACAUAUAUAUCUAUAUAUAUAUAAAUAUAGUAUGAAAAGAUUAAGGCAUCAGGUUUGUUGUCCCCUAUCUCCUGAAAGAGGGCAGAAGUUUGAGGAGGUGAUGGGCAGGGUGAGCUGGGUCACACAUUAUUUGACUCCACAUACUGUAGAGUAUUUAGUAGACAUUAAUAUAAUAUUGCUUCAAACAUAAUGUUAGUUACUAGAAUUGUUUGUAUGUCCAUUUCAAAUGUGCAGUAUGUGGCACAUGAACCCUUUCAUCUAUUGCCAACUUUUACCUGUUAAACACCAGAGAUUACAUUAUUGAUACUUAGAAAGCCAGUUACUGUGUGUCCUAAACGAUUACAUUACAUACACUAUGACACAGACUGUAUACAGCAUAUGUGAUUUGUGCUUUUGUGAUUCGUCUUCUCAAGAGUCACGUUGCUGUAUUGGGCCAAACUGGCCAAGGGAGUUGGCGCCAAUCACCAUCCCUCAAAGUGGGUCGUUCAAGGUGAUUGGCCGAUCAAGCGCAGUCUUCUCUGUGAAGACAGGGGAACGUGUGGAGAGAUUCAUUCCAUUCAGCUCUGCAGCUGAAGAACAAUGACGCCUCCAAACUUUGCUUUGCAUUUCACAUGUCUGUUUGUGGCGAGUUGGGCUCAUUGGACACCUUUGGGACAAUCGUUUCUGCAUUUCGAGUCGGCCGAUAUUGGGGAAAGCGUGACUUUGUCAUGCCUCUGCAAAGAUGGUGCAGCAACAAUGUUUUUCUGGUACAAGCAAACUCUGGGACAGAAGCCAAAUCUGGUGUCUACCUUCUAUAGGUAUAAUAAUAAUAAUAAUAAAGGCACCUUUAAUGGUGAAUUUAAUGAUACACGUUUCUCACUGGAUGCCGGAAACGGGAGAAAUGACUUGAAGAUCUCACAUUUGCGAAUUUCGGACUCAGCUACUUACCAUUGUGCAGGUAGCGAUUUAAAUGACUUUGUAUUUUGCACCGCCGUCACCGUCAGUGUAAAAGGUUCGGGGCUGAACAUCCAGGCUCUUGUCGAUCAGUCAGGAUCUGAGACCGUCCAGCCAGGAGUCUCUGCAACUCUCGGCUGCACAGUCCACACCGGGACCUGUGACGGAAAACACAGCGUUUACUGGUUCAAGAACUCUGAAGAGCCUCACCCAGGACUCAUUUACACGCAUGGAGACAGGGAUGAUCAGUGCGAGAGGAAACCCAACACACAAACACACAGCUGCGCCUACAACUUGUCCAUGAAAAGCCUGAACCUCUCUCAUGCUGGGACCUUGUGUGCUGUUGCCUCAUGUGGACACGUGCUGUUUGGAAACGCGACCAAGAUGGACUUUGAGGCUAUCGCUGAUAUGAGGCUUUCGGAGUCUAAUUUGACCAGAUCAGAUCCAUAUAUUUACCUCGCUGACAGGGCCUCUCUUAUCCUGGUGCAUUUCUUGAAAGGAGCUCUGGCGUUCACCACUGUUUUGAUCAUUUUAUUGGCUUUCUUGCUGUACAAGACGCACAAGGGGAACUGCCACUGUACAGACUCCGAUGUCCAACUUUCAGUGACCUCUGCUCCAAACGCAGAGUCACACCAAGAGGCGGAGGACCUUCAUUAUGCCACUUUAAGAGAUCACAAGGUCAGCAGAUCGAGGCGACAGAGGGAUGACCCCACGGGUGAAUGUGUGUACUCCAGUGUAAGGCAGUAGAGCUUGGACACGUGUCAUCCGUACGGCACAUUUCCGUCAAUAUGAUUUUUUUGCUGAAUUUAAUGAAUAUUCUUCAAAUGCUCGCCUCACAAUAAACUAAGCUCCUCCAUGAAAAAA